AUGCCGUUUCCAUUCGGUCUGAACAACCCCCUACCUAGGGAUCUCGAUAACGAAGCAAAAAAAGCGGCAAACGUCUUAAAGAGCUUUGUAAAACCAAACCAGGUAUUAGGUGAGGAUCAAAUCAUUCCUCCUAAAGUACUUCAAAAUGCUAAGGGGUUAGCAAUUAUAACUGUCCUUAAAGCAGGAUUCUUAUUUUCUGGAAGAGCUGGAUCUGGUGUCAUAGUGGCAAGACAAGGCGGGGGCUAUUGGUCAGCUCCCUCUGCAAUUGCGCUUGCAGGUGCAGGUGCAGGUGGGAUGGUUGGUGUUGAACUGACGGAUUUUGUUUUCAUAUUAAACACUGAAGAAGCAGUUCAAUCUUUUUCGCAGUUUGGAACAAUCACACUAGGUGGUAAUAUGUCUGUAUCGGCUGGUCCUUUAGGAAGAAAUGCAGAGUAUGAUGCAUCUGCAUCUACAGGUGGAAUAUCCACUGUAUACUCUUAUUCAAAGAGUAAAGGUCUUUUUGCAGGUAUCUCUGUGGAAGGAUCUGCUAUUAUUGAGAGACGUGAAACGAAUAGAAAAAUGUAUGGUGACAACUGCACCACUAAAUUAAUUUUAACUGGUAGGGUAGAUCCACCGUUCGAAUAUGACGCACUAUAUAGCAUAUUGGAUUCAAGAGCAUUCAACCCAGAAGCUAAAAUGAACGAGGGGAACGACUUUUAUGAUGAUAUACCUGACGAUUUUGAUUGCGCAGAAGUUAAAAAUAAUAAAAGUAGAUCAAAUUUGAAAGAUCAUUUUGUUGUUGAUAAGAGCAUUGAAGAUGGAAUAACUUCAGAUUUGAAAUUUAAUGAUAAUCAAGAUGAAAACUCAACCAUUCUAAACAAUUCAACUACGAAAAAGAUUAAAGUUCUUGCAUUAUAUGAUUUUGAUGGAGUGGAGAAGACAGAUCUACCUUUUAAGAAAGGUAAUGUCAUAGAGGUUAUAAAAAGGACAAAAAACCAAGAGGAUUGGUGGUAUGGAACAGUUAAUGGAAAAGUAGGAAAUUUUCCAGCAAACUAUUGUUCCAUUCAGGAAUAA
Messenger RNA from Maudiozyma barnettii, 1053 nucleotides. RefSeq names its product Ysc84p (gene YSC84). Gene Ontology annotation, molecular function: actin filament binding; phosphatidylinositol binding. Gene Ontology annotation, biological process: actin filament bundle assembly; actin cortical patch localization. The record is from RefSeq and is a predicted model, not a curated record. Gene Ontology annotation, cellular component: actin cortical patch. The coding region runs from base 1 to 1053 and encodes 350 amino acids. Lineage: Eukaryota; Fungi; Ascomycota; Saccharomycetes; Saccharomycetales; Saccharomycetaceae. The transcript has 2 exons.